UUUGUCCGACAUCUUAGCGAGGCGGCAGUGGUCGCAGUUGCUCUCCGACCUUCGCUAUGCCGCCCAAGGACGACAAGAAGAAAGAUGCCGGAAAGUCGGCCAAGAAAGACAAAGAUCCAGUGAACAAAUCUGGGGACAAGGCCAAAAAGAAGAAGUGGUCCAAAGGCAAAGUUCGGGACAAGCUCAAUAACCUAGUCUUGUUUAACAGAGCAACAUAUGACAAACUCUUUAAAGAAGUUCCCAACUAUAAGCUUAUAACUCCAGCUGUCAUCUCUGAGAGGCUGAAGAUUCGUGGUUCCCUGGCCAGAGCAGCCCUUCAGGAACUCCUUAGUAAAGGACUUAUUAAACUGGUUUCAAAGCACAGAGCUCAAGUGAUUUACACCAGAAACACCAAGGGUGGAGAUGCCCCAGCUGCUGGUGAAGAUGCAUGAACAGGUCCCACCAGCUGUACAUUUUGAAAAAU
Messenger RNA from Dama dama (fallow deer), 463 nucleotides. Its product is annotated as small ribosomal subunit protein eS25-like. The coding region runs from base 57 to 431 and encodes 124 amino acids. The record is from RefSeq and is a predicted model, not a curated record. NCBI's taxonomy places the organism in Eukaryota, Metazoa, Chordata, Mammalia, Artiodactyla, Cervidae. The transcript has a single exon. Gene Ontology annotation, molecular function: structural constituent of ribosome. Gene Ontology annotation, cellular component: cytosolic small ribosomal subunit.